AUGGAGCUUUCCCGCAUUAUCCUCGCCAUCGUCGUCUACCUUGUCCUCCGUUUCAUCCGUACUCGCUUCUUCGGCAACAACACCACCGGAUCCACCAUGUCUCACGGAAAGGUUAUCGAGGUUGACAACCCCGUCAUCUUCAAGGCGCUCACCUCUAACGGUCCUGUGGUCGUGGACUUCUUCGCAACCUGGUGCGGUCCGUGCAAGGCCGUUGCGCCAGUGGUCGGCAAGCUCAGCGAAACCUACACCAAUGUGCGCUUCAUCCAGGUCGACGUCGAUAAGGUCCGCUCGGUGGCGCAGGAACUGGAGGUGCGCGCUAUGCCCACGUUUGUCCUGUACAAGGAUGGUCAGCUGCAGGAGAAGCGCGUCGUGGGUGGAAACAUGAAGGAGCUGGAGGCAGCCAUCAAGGAAAUUACGGCAUAA
Messenger RNA from Aspergillus luchuensis, 423 nucleotides. Its product is annotated as thioredoxin family protein. The transcript has 3 exons. The record is from RefSeq and is a predicted model, not a curated record. NCBI's taxonomy places the organism in Eukaryota, Fungi, Ascomycota, Eurotiomycetes, Eurotiales, Aspergillaceae. Bases 1 to 423 code for a protein of 140 amino acids.